UACCUGUUGCAAAAAAAUGUUGACCACACGUUUAUUACCUCAUCUAUUGCCGGCAAUAUCGUAUUGCUUCGUCAUUUGGUUCGCGCCCACAUUGGCACAGCAGACAUUCAACAAACUGUGUGAUGUACAAAAUUUUGACGAUUAUUUGUCACAAACCGGCAAAGUGUACAAUGACGACAGAGAACGCCAAUAUCGGGAAUCGAUAUUUAUUGCUAAAAAAUCGGUUGUGGAUUUGACAAAUAAAUAUGCUGCUUCCGGAUUGAGCUCAUUCCGUUUAGCCAUUAACCCUUUGGCGGAUUUGACGCGUCGGGAAGUUGGCAGAUUGACGGGAUCAAGGAUCACAUUUACUGGAGAGGAAAUCACCUCUAAGCACACAAAUUUCGUCACUGCCAAGGCAAAUUUACAAAACCUGCCUGACUCAUUUGAUUGGCGCGAAAAAGGUGGCGUCACACCGCCCGGCUUUCAGGGUUUCGACUGCGGCUCAUGUUGGUCCUUCGCCACAGCUGCUGCACUCGAGGGACAUCUCUUUCGUCGCACCGGCAUACUAGUGCCGCUCUCACAACAAAAUCUCGUCGACUGCGCCGAUGAGUAUGGUAAUAUGGGUUGUGAUGGUGGUUUUCAGGAGUAUGGCUUCGAAUAUAUACGCGAUCACGGCAUCUCGAUAGCGAACAAUUACCCAUACACACAAAUGGAGAAUGCACAGUGUCAUCGCAACGAUACGGGUAAGGGUGUACAAAUACGUGACUAUGCGCGCAUUAAACCAGGCGAUGAGGAGAAAAUGAAAGAGGUCAUUGCAACGCUCGGCCCAUUAGCGUGCUCCAUCAACGGUUCGCCCAUAUCGUUUGAGCAAUACAUGGGCGGCAUAUAUGAUGAUAAUGAAUGCAAUCAAGAAGAGGUGAAUCACUCGGUUGUGGUGGUCGGCUAUGGCACUGAGAAUGGUCGCGACUAUUGGAUUAUUAAGAAUUCGUAUUCGGAGAAUUGGGGCGAAGGCGGUUUUAUGCGCAUGUUGCGGAAUGCGAAUAGUUUUUGCGGCAUUGCGAGCGAGUGCAGUUAUCCGAUAUUGUAGAGGUAGUUAAGAAAAAACAAAAAAAAGCAUUUGAGGAGGCAUGGCGCUAUUUAUAACAAAAAUAGUAUUAUAUUGUUUAAUGCAAUGAAACGAGUUCUAGCAAAAUUUUAAUCUAAGUUUAGUAAAAAAUA
Messenger RNA from Bactrocera tryoni, 1197 nucleotides. RefSeq names its product procathepsin L-like. The coding region runs from base 17 to 1066 and encodes 349 amino acids. The record is from RefSeq and is a predicted model, not a curated record. The transcript is spliced from 2 exons. Lineage: Eukaryota; Metazoa; Arthropoda; Insecta; Diptera; Tephritidae. Gene Ontology annotation, molecular function: cysteine-type endopeptidase activity. Gene Ontology annotation, cellular component: lysosome.